AGUUUAUUUGGUGCCAGACGUUUCGAAAAAAAGGCCGAACCGGAACUGGAUGAAAUCGUAAGGAACCUUUUGGUGCUCUCAGCUGUCUUCCUAUCUUGAAAGCGAGUGCCAUCUACAACAAAACCAACAAGCAGCACUGCCAACAAGAACGAGCUUCAUCCAGAAGCAACAGAGUAAAGACCACAUAAGAUAUCAGCGUGUCCUCACUCAUGAGAGUGUGUUCAUUUGUGACAUUUGUGGCAGAGGCUUCUCACUGAAAGGCACCCUAUCAAUGCAUCAGCUGAUCGACACAAAGGCGAAACAUUUGUGAUGUUCUGAUCCAGUGCUGCUUGCGGAAAUGUCACCGUCAACAACAGAGAGUCCACACUAAUGACAAUUUGUGAUAUCUGUGGAAAAGGCGUCUCUUGAAGUUACAACCUAUGAAAACAUACGAUGGUCCACACUAACGAGACACCAUUUGUUUGUGACAUUUGCAGCAAAUGCUUCUUAGGGCAAAGUAAAGGUCGACAACAUCAGACCCUGAUCCACACUAAUGAGAUAUCAUUUGUUUGUGACAUUUGCGGUGAAGGUUUCUUGCGUAACGGCCCCCUACAAAAAAAAAAAAAAAAAUAGGAAGAUCCAUUGUGACAAAUGGUUCUCCUGGAAAUGUCGCCUUCAACAUCAUCGUUUCUCAUGUAAAAGCCACCUAAAAAACACAACAAAAUAUCAAUGAACGCCCAUUUGUAUGUGACAUUUGCGGGAAAGAAUUCUCACUAGAAAAGCACCUUCAAUAACACCACAGGGUCCACACUAUAGAGAAACCAUUUGUGUGUGACAUUUGUGGCAAAUGCUUCGCCUGGAAAUGUAACCUUCAAGUGCAUUUGUUUGCAACACUUGUGGCAAAGACUUCUCUCAAGAGUAGCACCCUAAAAAUGCAUCAUAUGGUCCACACUAAUGAGAAACCAUUUGUUUGUGACACUUGCGGCAAAGGCUACUCUCAAAGUAACACCCUAAAAAUACACUUGAGGGUCCACACUAAUGAGAAACCAUUUGUUUGUGACAUUUGUAGCAAAGGCUUCUCUCGAAGAAGCAGCCUAAAAAUACAUCAGAGAGUACACACUAAUGAAAAACCAUUUGUUUGUGACACAUGUGGCAAAGGCUUCUCUCAGAGUCACAACCUAAAAAUACACCAGAGAGUCCACACUAAUGAAAAACCAUUUGUUUGUUACUCUUGUGGCAAAGGCUUUUCUCACAGUGGCACCCUAAAAAUACACCAGAGGGUCCACACUAAUGAAAAACCAUUUGUUUGUGACGUUUGUAGCAAAGGCUUCUCUCGAAGAAACAGCCUAAAAAUACACCAAAGGGUCCACACUAAUGAAAAACCAUUUGUUUGUGACACUUGCGGCAAAGGCUUCUCUCACAGUGGCACCCUAAAAUUACACCAGAGGGUCCACACUAAUGAAAAACCAUUUGUUUGUGACGUUUGUAGCAAAGGCUUCUCUCGAAGAAGCAGCCUAAAAAUACACCAAAGGGUCCACACUAAUGAAAAACCAUUUGUUUGUGACACUUGCGGCAAAGGCUUCUCUUACAAUGGCACCCUAAAAUUACACCAGAGGGUCCACACUAAUGAAAAACCAUUUGUUUGUGACGUUUGUAGCAAAGGCUUCUCUCGAAGAAGCAGCCUAAAAAUACACCAAAGGGUCCACACUAAUGAAAAACCAUUUGUUUGUGACACUUGCGGCAAAGGCUUCUCUCACAGUGGCACCCUAAAAUUACAUCAGAGGGUCCACAGCAAUGAAAAACCAUUUGUUUGUGACAUUUGUGGCAAAGGCUUCUCUCGAAGAAGCAGCCUAAAAAUACACCAAUGGGUCCACACUAAUGAAAAACCAUUUGUUUGUAACUCUUACGGCAAAGGCUUUUCUCACAGUGGCCCCCUAAAAUUACAUCAGAGGGUCCACACCAAUGAAAAAUCAUUUGUUUGUGACACUUGUGGCAAAUGCUUCUCGCGAAACCAUAACCUGAAAAUACAUGAGAGGAUCCACACUAACGAAAACCAUUUUUUGUGACAUUUGCGGCAAAGUCUUCUCAUGGAAAUACCAUUUAUUUGCAAUAUUUGAGACAAAGCCUUUGCGCAAAAGAGCAACCUACAAAGACUUCAACUGAUCCACACUACUAAACUCCAUUUGUUUGUGACGUUUGUGGCAAAUGCUUCUCUCAAAGUAGCAACCUACGAAAACAUAGGAUGGUCCACACGAAUGAGCAACCUUUUGCGGACAUUUGUUGCCAAUGCUUCUCUCAUAGUGGCAAUAUACAAACAUGGUCCACAUUAACGGGAAACUAUUUGCUCGUGCUGUUCGCGGCGAAGGCUUCUGACGUAGUGCGGACCUACGUGUACAACAACAUCAGUGGGUGCACACUUAUGAGAAGCCAUUUGUUUGUGACAUUUGUGGUCAAUGCUUCUGCUGGAAAAAAAAGUCUUCAGCAACAUCGGAGAGUCCACUCCAGUGAGAAGCCGUUUCAGUGACAUUAUAGCAGAUGCUUAUUCUA
Molecule: messenger RNA, 2526 nt
Organism: Patiria miniata (bat star)
Lineage: Eukaryota; Metazoa; Echinodermata; Asteroidea; Valvatida; Asterinidae
Product: gastrula zinc finger protein xLCGF3.1-like
Exons: 2
Coding region: 912-2045 (377 amino acids)
Source: RefSeq, a predicted model, not a curated record